CCUUCACAAAUCACACUACAGUCUACAAAACCCUAAUCUCACCCUCCCCUAUAUAAACCCACCUCUGGUUGUAUCUUUUUUCUUCUAUCACUCUCCGUAAUCCUCAUCACCACCAUGGCAGAGAGAGGCGGCGACAGAGGUGGAUUCGGACGCGGAUUCGGCCGUGGAGACCGUGGCCGUGGUCGCGGCGAUCGGGGAAGGGGUGGUCGCCGCGGCCCCCGCCGCGAAGAAGAAGAGAAAUGGGUCCCAGUAACGAAGCUGGGCCGCCUCGUCAAAGAAGGGAAGAUCCGCAGCCUCGAGCAGAUCUACCUCCAUUCCCUCCCCGUCAAGGAGCACCAGAUCAUCGAGACCCUCCUGGGCCCACAGCUCAAGGACGAGGUCAUGAAGAUCAUGCCCGUUCAGAAGCAGACACGUGCCGGGCAGCGUACCCGCUUCAAGGCCUUCGUCGUUGUCGGCGAUGGCAACGGUCAUGUUGGCCUUGGUGUGAAAUGCAGCAAGGAGGUGGCUACGGCGAUCCGGGGCUCGAUUAUUCUUGCAAAGCUGUCGGUGAUUCCGGUAAGGAGGGGCUACUGGGGGAACAAGAUAGGGAAGCCUCACACGGUUCCUUGUAAGGUCACAGGGAAGUGCGGGUCGGUUACGGUGCGGAUGGUGCCGGCUCCACGUGGGGCUGGGAUUGUCGCGGCCAGGGUCCCAAAGAAGGUGCUGCAGUUUGCAGGGAUUGAGGAUGUGUUCACGUCCUCUCGGGGAUCCACUAAGACACUCGGGAAUUUCGUCAAGGCUACAUUUGAUUGUCUGCUGAAGACUUAUGGAUUCCUUACCCCUGAUUUCUGGAGGGAGACCCGCUUCACGAAAUCUCCUUUCCAGGAGUACACAGAUCUGCUGGCGAAACCCACAAAGGCAAUCAUUCUCGAGGAUGGCGAGAAGUUGGAAGCUUAGGGAAAGUGCAGAGAGAGUCAGAAGUCAGCUUUUUUGUUUUGUUUUUGGUUUCUUUUUCUUUUUUUCCAUCCAAGGACAUUGAUCUCUUCCAAGGGUGUUCUAGAAAUUAUAGUACUGUCUUUUUGCUGUAAAAGGUUUUGGUUUUUAUGGAUCCCCUGUUAUUAAGUGUUUGAAAUUCAUUGAAAACUUUGAGACCACCAGAGCUGGGGGCCAUGCAUGAUAAGGAGUGUUUAUUGCUACAGAGGAUUGAAAAUGAUUUUGAUUUUUAGCUGCA
Magnolia sinica is the source of this 1210-nucleotide messenger RNA. RefSeq names its product small ribosomal subunit protein uS5x-like. The record is from RefSeq and is a predicted model, not a curated record. Gene Ontology annotation, biological process: translation. Bases 115 to 936 code for a protein of 273 amino acids. Gene Ontology annotation, molecular function: RNA binding; structural constituent of ribosome. Lineage: Eukaryota; Viridiplantae; Streptophyta; Magnoliopsida; Magnoliales; Magnoliaceae. The transcript is spliced from 2 exons. Gene Ontology annotation, cellular component: cytosolic small ribosomal subunit; ribosome.